AUGUUGUCGAUAAAGCAAGCUAGUUUCUGCUCAAAAAGAUUAGUUUCUUAUAUACCAAGGUAUGUUAAUAUGUUUUAUUUAUAUUGUUUUAUGUUUAGACAGAAAACUCACUAUGAGAUCUUGGAAGUAGAUCCUAAAGUUUCGAACGCAGAAAUUCAGAAGGCUUUUGUGGAGAAGUCAAACCGGUUACAUCCAGAUGGACGACAUUUCCAGCAUUCUGCAAAAGGAACUGAAGAUUUCAUGGCAUUAAAGGAGGCUUAUGACGUUCUGAGAAGGCCGGAGAAGAGGAAAGAGUAUGAUCGAGAGCUGGAGUUCGGGAAGAAUGCUGCUAGAGACAUGUAUUAUGAAGCUGUAAGUAUUUUUGUAGAUUUUUUAUGGCUUAAUGUUUUUUCAGUAAUAAAUUUUAAACAGUUUGAACUAGUUUUAAGUUUUUUAGUGUGUUUUGUUAAAAGACGUGCUAUCAUUAUUUGUCUAACUCAAUAUAUUCCCGUUUAGGACGGAAGUUCUUCUCAAGGUAUAGACCCCAACCUCAUCAACCUCAACAUACGAUCUCCUCGGUCUCAGCUUCGACCAUUAAGGUCCAGAAUGUCAUUAUCAGAUAGAGUUGGGCACUUCUUUGAUCCAGCAAAAGCUAUAGCAUUUGAGGAGAUAGAACGAAGGAGGAUAAUAUAUGGAGCGGUGUUCUUUGUUCUUAUUAUAAUAGGUGAUAUUUGUUAUGUACAUUAUUUGGAACAUAGAGGGCGCAAAGUAGCUUAAAUUGACUAUGGAUUGUAAUGUUGAUAUUGUUUUAGGAAUAAAUGUCUUUCAUAUUGUUGUUAAUAGUUUAGAUUAUGAUUUUUGUUGGUUAAUAGCCAUGUAUAUUUGAUGACAAAGUAAAUUGAGCGAAUGUUUUAAAGUAAGUUUAGAAUAAUGUUGAAGUUCUUGAACUUGGGAAGACGGAGGUUGUUUUUGGCAAGUAUACGACCUUAUUCUAGUACUAAAAGGUAAGUUUUUUUGUUUGGUUAUAUAAUUUUAUUUUUUUACGAUUUUUGUUUCUUAAAUCUUUUUUUUGUUACCUAAAAUUACACCAAUUUUCUAAAAUAUACAACUUUAGAGACUACUACGAAGUCCUAGGAGUACCAAAAACAGCGACCAGUCGUGAGAUAAAGUCAGCGUUCUACAAACUCUCCAAGCAGGUAAUUCUAACCUAAAAUAAUAAAAAAUGUGUAGUAUCAUCCAGAUGUUCCAGGCGCAGAUUCUGCCAAGUUUUUGGAAGUAAAAGAAGCAUACGAUGUCUUGAGAGAUGAUAACAAACGGAGAGAAUACGAUACGUUUGGGCAUGGUAAUGCCUAUCACGGGCAGGGUCAAGGGUAUGCGGGUCAGAAUCCUUUUAAUCAAGGGUUUGGACAGAACUAUGGUGGAUAUCAGAGGGUUUACAAGACGAAUAUUGAUCCUCAUGAGUAUGAGAGGGUAAAUUGGUUAUUUUUUUAAAGCUAUUAUAUUUGUAUAUAUGAAAAAAGUUAUUUUAAGUAAAUUUAGGUCUUAUUGUCUAUAGUCAUGACUAUAUUGUUGUAGAUUAUUUUGAUUUAAUGAUAAUCUUUAGAUCAUGCGUGAAAUGGAUCGAGUGUUUAAAAACUUUGGGGCUCGAACUGGUCCAGCUGGUCAAUCUACAAGGUUUUAUGGGUUCAAACGAGAGUUUAAUCAACAGGAAUUUGAUAGGGUAAGGUUUUAUCAGUGUUAAAAUUGGAGUGUCAAGUUAACAAACAUUUUUGUCGAUAAUUAUGUAAAUUAUAUGUAAUUAUAGCAAUUACUGUGAUGUUGUUGUAGAUAUGGAAUGAGAUGAGGAAGAAUACCAAUAAUAGGCAGGGUCCUAUUUUCGACGAGAUUUUUAAACGUGCUAGGGAACGUGCUGAUGCAUUUCAUCAACAACAAAACGACCAAAGGUGGCAGACACAUAGCAAUGAAAAAAAGGAUAGGUAACUUCAUUUUUAGUCAUUCUAUUUAUAACUUUUGUUUAAUUUUUAUGAUGUUUACUGCAGGGAUGUGGGCACUGUUGGUCUGGGGGUCUAAAAAAUUGGCACAGGUAGCCCCAGGGGGUACCCCCUCUCCUUCUGUCUCUCCAAUUUCGUGACAAUUAACUUUAAAAUAUUUGUGAAAAUUGAUUUUAGGGAACAUUGGAACUACUAUCAGUUUAAGGUGGAAAACUAUAUUGACGUAGCCAAAGCUCAUAGAUAUUUUCGUGCAUUCACUAUGUUUUGUGUUGGUACAGUGUUCAUCUUGAUAUCUUUUCGGUAUGUUUAUUUAUAAGUUCUUAUUUGAGCUAAAUCGUAUAUUUUAAUGGUUUUACUCUAUGUGCCACACUUAUUUUUUUGCACAAUCUAUUACUGUAUGACAAUAUUUAUGAUAUACAGAAUACUGUAAAUUAAUUUUUUAGUAGCUAUGCUGAUUUAUAUUUGUUGGUGAUGACAAGGGCUUUUUAAUAUUUAAAAUAUAUAGUUUUGUUGUUUCAGUAAUUAUCUCAAAGAAGGAAGACCAAACCAGGAUCGUAGCGAAGUGUAUGAUCGUCAGAAUAUUGUGAAUAUGAUGAAUAAACCUCCUAUUGAUGUGAAACCGGAAGAAAUGGGUUUGAAACGAGAAGAAAUGGUUGUGAAGCCAGAAAAAAUGGGUGUGAAGCCGAAAGAAGAAGAUCCUAUUAGGCCGUACGGGAUGCCAGAGAGUUACAGCAGCUUUAAGUGA
Bursaphelenchus okinawaensis is the source of this 2715-nucleotide messenger RNA. The record is from the annotation of a GenBank genome assembly. Lineage: Eukaryota; Metazoa; Nematoda; Chromadorea; Rhabditida; Aphelenchoididae.